Molecule: messenger RNA, 700 nt
Organism: Pimephales promelas (fathead minnow)
Lineage: Eukaryota; Metazoa; Chordata; Actinopteri; Cypriniformes; Leuciscidae
Source: RefSeq, a predicted model, not a curated record
AUGGAAAGCUCAAGCCACAGCCAGACGAACCAGUGGAUCUAUUCAAGCUCGGAGUCGGAGUUGUACAGCGUUUCCUCUCCGGACACCGUCUCGACAGACCAGGGCUUCUCUCCGUCCCACCGGACCCAGCCUGCGUGCUCCAAAUCAGCCAAAUCCACAUGUGUCGACAAGAGAAAGCGCAGGUUAAUAAGGCUGAAGAACCCAAGCGAGCAACGGCAGAACGCCAGUGAGAAGGAGAAGUUGAGGAUGAGGGAUCUGACCAAAGCCCUCCACCAUCUCAGGACGUACCUGCCUCCGUCCGUAGCUCCCGUGGGCCAAACCCUGACCAAGAUCGAGACGCUACGGCUCACCAUAGGCUACAUCUCGUUUCUGUCAGCUCAGCUGGGUCUGAGUGCAGAAGAACUGAAGCACAACUCCAGCGGCUGCUCAUGUUCUCCAGAGAUCGUUGGCUAUUUUCAGUGCAGGUCUAUGGCUGGGCAUUGUGUCGGUGAUGGACAGUAUGAGGGAAAACCAAGUCAUACAGUGGAUCAGUAUCCACAGCAACAUUCAGCGGAGCAAAACGUCUCUGCAAAUGGUGACGGUUUCGUCCAGUCACAACAGUGUGCUCAGUCAACACAGACAUACCAGGUUUAUGGGAGAAACUUAGGCUAUCAUCUUGUUCCUCAAGGAAACUGGAGCUGACAGCAGAAACCUCUCCAUC